Messenger RNA from Macrosteles quadrilineatus (aster leafhopper), 1554 nucleotides. RefSeq lists its product as uncharacterized. NCBI's taxonomy places the organism in Eukaryota, Metazoa, Arthropoda, Insecta, Hemiptera, Cicadellidae. The transcript has a single exon. The record is from RefSeq and is a predicted model, not a curated record. Gene Ontology annotation, biological process: DNA integration. Bases 1 to 1554 code for a protein of 517 amino acids. Gene Ontology annotation, molecular function: nucleic acid binding.
AUGGAAAAUAAAAACGUGGAUUGUCUUUCAAGAGCUCCUCUUACACAGACUCACUCUACUAAUGACAAGAAAAUCGGAAAAGAGGUACACCAAAUCUGCAGCCAAGUUAUUUUUCAAAUUUCAAGCCAUGAAAUCACAGCUGAAAUCAUUAAGAACGAGACAGCCAAAGAUCCAGUGCUCUCUAAGAUUUUGAAAGACCUACUCACCAAUUCAACUGAUUCUGAUUUUACGUUGGUCGAAAACAUUAUUUUCCGAGGAGAAAGAGUUUACAUUCCAUCACUACUUAGAAACAAGAUUCUAAAUGAACUUCACGAAAGUCAUCUUGGAAUCACAAAAAUGAAACAGCUAGCACGGCGCUAUGUUUACUGGCCAAAUAUUGACAAGGACAUUGAGCAUCUUGUGAAAGGAUGUGAAAAUUGUGCACUAACACGGUCAAAUCCGCCCAAAGCUCCCAAUCACCCGUGGGAAAUUCCAAAAGAGAACUGGGAAAGAAUACACAUUGACUACGCAGGACCGUUUCAAGGCUUCAACUUCCUCGUGUGUAUUGAUGCUAGAUCAAAAUGGGCGGAGAUAAAAGUAAUCAAAGAUGCACCAUCCAGCUCCAAUACCAUAAAUCUGCUUGAACAGAUUUUUGCAACACACGGCUACCCGAAUGUUAUGGUAUCUGACAACGCCUCAAUUUUUCAAAGUGAUACAUUCCAAGCUUAUUGCAAAUUGCACGGCAUUUUCCAGAAAUUCAUAUCUCCAGGACAUCCAGCAACAAACGGCUUAGCAGAACGCUCUGUUCAAACAUUGAAGAACCGCCUGAAGUCCACAGCUUCGGAAAACAUACCAAUGGCAAUAAAGGUCCAGAAGAUCUUAAUGCGGUACCGGGCAACUCCUCUAGCAUGUGGCAAAUCACCGGCUGAACUUUACCUCCACAGGAAGUUAAGAAUACGAAUGGAUGCCAUUUUUCCCAACGUACAAAAAGCUUCAACUAGAAAUGCUCCAUCUGCACGUUCAUUCAACGAGGGGGAGAGAGUUCAGGUUCGUCUCUUCAUAAACAACAAGAACGUUUGGGAGUUUGGAGAAGUAAACAAAAAGUUGGGAACUCGACACUAUCUAGUUUUCCUUGACAAGUCAGGCCGACUUGUUAAACGACACAUUGAUCAAUUGUGGUCUGCUUUGAUACCAAAACCAAAAAUUGUUACCACUGGACCAAUCCACAUAUUUGAUGUUCCAGGGGCUUCUAAACACAGCACAAAAGAAAAUGCUAAGGCUGUUACUUGUUCUAAUCCUGAAAGACUGUCAAUUUCUGAAAGACCAUCAACUCCCUUAAGACCAUCAACUCCUGAAAGACCAUCAACUUCCGUAAGACCAUCAACUUCCGAAGGACCAUCAACUUCCGAAGGACCGUCAAUUUUCGAAAGACCACCAACUCCCAAAGCAAACAAUGCAGAGGUUCCAGUAGUUCAGGGAACAGAAACGAACAAUAGCCAUACUCCUGAGAAUCAAGAAAGAUCAAGGCGACAAAGGCAAAUGCCGGGCCGAUACAAGGACUUUGUGCUUUCAUAA